UUCGUGCAAUUUGGACGUGUCGCGUGAUAGUCGGAAGCACGAUAUUCGCUAGCAUUGUCGUAAAGUUUUUUCGAACGUCUUUUUGCAAAACGAAAGUAACGGAACUGUGCUGAACGGAAUUUGUUUGAGUGAUUUAUCGAGGCGUUGUGACUAUGACGUCUAUUAGUCUUGUUACUCUUUGUUGAAAAUGUGCCGUUGAGGUCUGUAUGAACAAACGAGCAUACGGAAAUCAAAACCCAUCUGCUCUUUUAAAUCUUGAAAUGCGAACUCUUAAGUGACUGAUCUGUCCAAAUUGAUUAUAUUUAUUUGUGUGCCAUAAAGAGGACGUCAACUUUCUGACAAGUGGAUUUAAAGUUGUGCGUAAAAGCACGAGAAAACACACGGAGAUGGCCAUACUGCAGUCUUGUUGCUUUUGGAAGACGGUGCGUACCGGCAGCAUGGCAAGCGCCACAUACACUUUGGUGUACUUUGGUUUCUCCACCGUUGUUAUGCUCAUUACUGUUUACGAUGAACGGGAGUUUCUGGCUGGCGGUAGAGAGCAACCAUUAGGAGAAAGCAUCUUGGCUAAGGGAGAGAUAACACCGGCUAUUGUUGUAUUUAAUAUUCUCUUUCUGAUUUGCUCGUUUUUCAUCGUCAUAUCGUCGCUCUUAACGUUCGUUGGACUAAAGCAGAAUCGUCGUCAACUGCUGUUACCUUGGAUUAUUUUCAUGCUCUGCGAUGUGCUCAUUGAAAUUGUUCACUUAAUCUAUUUGUCAUUUACGCAAAUCGUGAACUUCGAUCCAGUAGUCGGCUUUAUAUUCACCAUCGACUUUUUUAUAAUGUGUCUAAAUUCCUACUGUCUGCUGUGCGUGAUAUCGCAAUAUCAAAAUUACCUGCAAGGACUGGGUUGCGGGAAUCAACAGAUACGGACCGAGGUGGUGAUACAAUCAGCUGAUGGUGGAGCUAGUUCGAGUCAGAGUUAUCUGCGUGCAACGAAAAUACAAAAAUCUAUCGCCAGUCCUUACAUCACAACAAAUGCACACACGCAUAUUUCGACGAUACACGAGGAGACGGACCAAAAUCAUAAACUUCCUACGAAUUCAGCGGAAGUGCCGAGCGAACUGGCUGAGGACAACUGCUUACACAUUACUGUCAACAUUCCGUCUCCGUUAUAAAUGUGACAUUAUCAGCGUUUCUUCUCUAGUGGAAAUUGCAAAGUGUGGCGGACAAUACAAGCGGUAGUCGAAGCAGCAUCAGGAUUUGCAACGAAUGCAAGCAACAACUGCUUGCAGAUUAAAUGGAGAAAUUGCAGUUGCAGUACAGGCAAAAAGACAUAUAAGGUCUGUGAGCGGUAAAAUGCAAGCAGCGUUUCAGUGAAAAUAUAAAAAGAAGAUUAUUUUUCGAAGUCUGGAGGAUCUACACACAUCAAAUACUACAGAUUUGCCUACUCACGUAACAGUUAAGUCAUAAAUGUGCCUAAACAAUAAUGCGUGCGAAGUGUUUCGAACCUAUGCCACGAGUUUUAGAAAUAAAUUUUCACUUUAUAUCAACCGGCGUAGGAGUUUGCAUGAUAAUAUUCAAAAGAAGAGCUACACCUUUCUUGAUUCCUAAAUAAACACCCUUUAUAUGUAUACAAAAUUGUAUAUACAAUUUAAUUCCGAAAAUUUACAAGUUGUGAGACACAAUUUUUCGAAUGUAAAUAUUGUAAUAAAAUUUUAGUACAUCGCUAAAGUUAAAAAGUUAAA
Messenger RNA from Bactrocera neohumeralis, 1724 nucleotides. RefSeq lists its product as uncharacterized. NCBI's taxonomy places the organism in Eukaryota, Metazoa, Arthropoda, Insecta, Diptera, Tephritidae. The coding region runs from base 387 to 1154 and encodes 255 amino acids. The transcript has 8 exons. The record is from RefSeq and is a predicted model, not a curated record.